AUGGAUGAAGAGCCUGUAACUAAGUAUGUGUGUGCCUUCAUGCGUGAUGCACAUAUCAAGGGUUCUGUGAUCAAUAUCACCUUAGUUGGUGGGCUCAAUUUUAUCUUGAACAUGACGAUUGCGCUGGGUAAAUACAACAUUAAAGUGAACCUUGUGGCGCCUGAUAUUUUCAAAUCGGCGAUAACCUCCUCAUUGUUGGAGAAAGAUUGGUUAGACAAAGUGGUGAAGAAGACAUACCCACUUCAAACACUUGGUACCACAGAUCCAGCACUUACUUCUCUAAUUGUGUAUCUCAUUGGGGAUGAUUCAAAUUAUGUAACAGGUAAUGCAUUUGUGGUUGAUUCUGGUGGUGCAUUGGCAGGAGUUCCCAUCUACUCUUCCCUUUGA
This is a messenger RNA of Amborella trichopoda, 387 nucleotides long. Lineage: Eukaryota; Viridiplantae; Streptophyta; Magnoliopsida; Amborellales; Amborellaceae. The record is from RefSeq and is a predicted model, not a curated record.